Molecule: messenger RNA, 1181 nt
Organism: Closterium sp. NIES-67
Lineage: Eukaryota; Viridiplantae; Streptophyta; Zygnematophyceae; Desmidiales; Closteriaceae
Source: the annotation of a GenBank genome assembly
UGGUCAAUCCAUUCACGCGGCUUCGAUCAGAUUUGCCUGCAACAGGGUCAGAAGAGCAUAGUCUCUGCCAGAGAACUUCUGUCAGAGGGUAGCCGUCGAUCGAUCCAAAACUUGUGCUCCUGGCGUGCAGGGAGAGUUUGCGCCAGAGAGAGUCCUCCUCGGCACCUCGCCCGCGAGGCAUCACAGGCUUCUUCCGCCCGCCAGUGCGCCUCCAGUCCGCCACGUGCGCGUCGCAGCGAGCGUUCCGGCCAGCGACGAGCCGAAAGGCCGCCAGGAGAAGCAGCGCAGGAGAUCAGGAGAAUCCGAUAUCAGGGCUCGCCUGGCCAACCCGCCUACGCGCCUACUGCCAAAGCCGCGCGUUCAAGGCCCGUGCGGUGAGCGCAGCAGAGCAGCAGCGCAGGCGCGGGUGAGCAGGGCGUGAGCAUAUGGAGGAGCAGGGCGUCGUGGUGCGGCGGGUGAUGGACGCCGACAACAGCUGCCUCUUCAACGCCGUCGGGUACGUCACGGAGCGCACUCGAGACAAGGGCGCGCAACUGCGACAGGUGAUAGCGCGCGUGGUGGCGGCGGACGAGCAGCGGUUCACCGAGGCCGUGCUGGACAAGCCCAACGCCGCGUACUGCCACUGGAUCACUCGCCCCGACUCCUGGGGAGGUGGCAUCGAGCUAGCAAUCCUAUCAGAUCAUUUCGCCAAGAAAAUAGCGGCGUUCGACAUUCAAACAAAGCGAUGUGACGUGUACGGGCAGGACAAGUCAUACAGUGAGACCAUCAUGCUCAUAUACGACGGCAUUCACUACGACGCACUUGCGCUGUCCCCGUGUGAGGGUGCACCCGAGGACUUUGACCAGACCAUCUUCCCCGCCACUGCCGCUGCCGCCCUCCCCCCCGCCGUGCGCCGCAGUGCAGAGGCGCUUGUGGAGGCCGCACACAAGGCCAAGAGCUUCACAGACACGGCGCGCUUUGCGCUGCGCUGUGUGGUGUGCCAGCAGGGGCUGGUGGGGCAGGAGGAGGCAGUACAGCAUGCACAAGCAACAGGGCAUGCAAACUUCCAAGAAUACGCCUGAUCCAUGCUCCCCCUUCUUCUGUAUAGCACGGCUUGCCUACGGUUGUAUGACAAAAUAAUAACUACUGCCGACCAGUGGAUUUCCAGUGCACUGUACGUUUCCUUCCAAUCUAACUCAGCU